UUUUUUUUUAUGGACCAAAAUUUUAAUCAAACCAAAAAACAUACCCUCCCGAAACGUGCAAUUUUCGCUUUCUCAUCUUUCGGCGGCAAGAGCGACUGCAACCGUUGCCCGAUUUCAUCCCCAACGACAAGUUUGCUACUCUCCACUGUUUCUUCCUUGCAAAGAUCUAAAGUCCCCCCUUUCAAUCUCACUUCCCAAUUUCCUUUGUGGGUCUCUCUCUCCUGAACGGGCUAAUCGCUAUUGCUUAGAGGUGGGGUCGAAUUUAUUUAUGGCUAUCUAAGCUAUUGUUCGUUCUUUUUACCCAGCAGGGUUUAUUCUUCAAUUUUGGUAGGAUUUAACGGAGUAGCAUGAACUGUUUGAUUGGUUUGUUCGUCUCUUUGAUUUGGAAUUUUAUUUGAAGGAGUGGUCUUAUUUUCUAGGUUUACUGUGCGUUGUAAUCUAGUCCUUUUGCUUAGCAUCUAAAGCGAGAAGCACAAUCGCAUAACCAUGUCUAGGAUUGACGAUUUACCAAAUUCUAGGCCACCAUUCUUAUGAUAGAUAGAUUGAAAAGAGUGGAAAAGAGAAGCGUAACAUGAUGAAAUUUGGUAACUCUUAUUAUAAUGGAAAGAAGCUCUUUGGUUUUCUCGUAAGAGGUCGAAAUUUAAUUGGCGUAGCGUCUACCACAGUUGCGGCGGCAUUUCUUUCUUCUAGUUCUGCGAGUUCCGGUUCCAAAAUCGCGGCCAUGGACGAUCUUGGUCUUCAAAACUUGAGGACCAAGCUCUGUAUCAUUGGAAGUGGCCCAGCCGCCCACACCGCCGCCAUAUAUGCUGCCCGGGCUGAGCUGGGGCCAAUCCUCUUCGAAGGAUGGAUGGCCAACGACAUUGCGCCGGGUGGACAGCUCACCACCACUACCGAAGUUGAGAAUUUCCCCGGUUUCUCAAACGGUGUCCUUGGAAUGGAUCUCAUGGACCGGUGCCGCAAUCAAUCUCUCCGUUUCGGAACUCAGAUUUUCACCGAAACUGUUAGCAAAGUCGAUUUCUCCACUAAUCCUUUCAAGAUUUUCACUGAUUCAAAAACUGUACUCGCAGACUCUGUAAUUGUGGCCACAGGUGCUGUUGCGAAGCGUUUAUCAUUUGCAGGCUCUGGCGAUGCACCAGGAGGAUUUUGGAAUCGCGGCAUAUCCGCUUGUGCAGUUUGCGACGGCGCUGCCCCCAUUUUCAGAGAUAAGCCGUUGGCGGUGAUCGGCGGUGGUGAUUCAGCCAUGGAGGAAGCGAUUUUCCUCACGAAAUAUGGCUCCAAAGUGCACAUCAUCCAUAGGCGAGAUGCUUUUAGGGCAUCAAAAAUCAUGCAGCAGCGGGCCCUGAGCAAUCCAAAGAUCGAGGUGGUUUGGAACUCUGUGGUGGUUGAGGCCUAUGGAGACGGAGAUAAGGGAGUUUUAGGAGGUCUGAAAGUGAAAAACGUUGUUAGUGGGAAGGUAUCCGAUUUGAAGGUUUCUGGGCUAUUCUUUGCAAUUGGGCAUGAACCAGCGACUAAGUUCUUGGAUGGGCAGCUUCAACUCGAUUCUGAUGGUUACAUAGUGACAAAUCCGGGGUCGACUCAGACUAGUGUUCGGGGAGUUUUUGCAGCCGGAGAUGUACAAGACAAGAGAUAUAGACAGGCCAUUACUGCCGCUGGAACUGGUUGCAUGGCUGCUUUGGAUGCAGAACAUUACCUACAAGAGAUUGCUACUGAAAAGAGUAAAUUAUAAAUUUUGAUAUGUAGUUGGAGAUCUACCAAUUAUUUCUUGACAAGAAAAAAUGUCUUUUACAGGGUACUAUCCAGAGGUUAGAAUAAAUAUUCAUAGGUUGAAGCUUAAAAAAACAAAAAAACAAAAAAAAAAACAAAUUGGUUAUAAAAAAAUGUUUUAUUUGUUUUAUUUUAUUAUUUUGAAGCAAAAGCAAUUUAAGCAUCAUAACAAAGGAAGUUUUACUAUUAAUUGACAUGAGACGA
Messenger RNA from Cucumis melo (muskmelon), 1968 nucleotides. RefSeq names its product thioredoxin reductase NTRB-like. Gene Ontology annotation, cellular component: cytoplasm. The transcript is spliced from 2 exons. Gene Ontology annotation, molecular function: thioredoxin-disulfide reductase (NADPH) activity. Lineage: Eukaryota; Viridiplantae; Streptophyta; Magnoliopsida; Cucurbitales; Cucurbitaceae. The coding region runs from base 572 to 1726 and encodes 384 amino acids. Gene Ontology annotation, biological process: removal of superoxide radicals. The record is from RefSeq and is a predicted model, not a curated record.